UAAUGGAUGCCGACGCCGACCCCUCCUUUUUCGAACCCGCCUCUUCCUCCCCUUACACCAAAUCCCCAUGGUCCUCCCACUUAACGCCCUCCCCUGCCCCCUCCGCCGACGACACUUCCUUCCUCCCCAAUGUCCUCAUGGGCUCUCUCGUCCGCGAAGAAGGCCACAUUUACUCCCUCGCCGCCUCAGGGGACCUUCUCUACACUGGCUCCGACAGCAAGAACAUCCGCGUCUGGAAAAGCCAUAAGGAAUUCUCCGGUUUCAAAUCCAACAGCGGCUUGGUCAAAUCCAUCGUAAUUGGCGGUGGAAAAAUCUUCACCGGCCACCAGGACGGCAAGGUCCGUGUCUGGAAGGUCUCCAGUCGAGAUCCAAGCGUCCACAAACGAGUUGGGACUUUACCCACAUUGAGCGAUUACAUCAAAUGUACGAUGAAACCCAGCAAUUACUUGGAUGGGAGACGGCGGAGGAACCUCUGGAUUAAGCAUUUCGAUGCAAUUUCGUCUCUGAGUUUGAGUGAUGACAAUUUGUUUUUGUACUCUGCUUCGUGGGACAAAACGUUCAAGGUGUGGAGGGUGUCGGAUUCGAAAUGCUUGGAGUCGAUUGAAGCUCAUGAUGAUGCUGUUAAUACGUUGAUUUCGAGUAUGAAUGGAUUAGUGUUCACUGGGUCGGCGGAUGGCAGCGUGAAAGUGUGGAGAAGAGAGCUGCAGGGGAAAGGGACGAAGCAUUUUUUUUCACAGACAUUGGUGAAGCAGGAAUGUGCGGUGACGGCUCUGGCAGUGAACGAAGGAGCUAAGUUUGUGUACUGUGGGUCGUCGGAUGGAGUGGUGAAUUUUUGGGAGAGGGAGAAAUCGUUGUCGCAUGGCGGCAAUUUGAAGGGGCAUAAGCUUGCAAUUCUGUGUUUGGCGACGGCGGGGCGGUUGUUGUUGAGUGGCUCCGCCGAUAUGGGGAUAUGUGUGUGGCAGAGGACAGUGGCAGAGCAUUCGUGCUUGUCGGUGCUGACGGGGCACACCGGACCGGUGAAGUGUUUGGCGGUUGAAAGGGAUAAUGAGGCUGGGGAAGGAGAACAACGGAGGUGGAUUGUGUAUAGUGGCAGUUUGGAUAAGUCGGUGAAGAUGUGGAGGGUGUCGGAACAGUCGCCGUCGGCGAUCGUGCAAAGUUCGCCGCAGUACUCACCGGUAACCUCCCCUACGGCGGGGCUCUUGGUAAAUGCUCCCAGUAACUCACUUGAGACUAAGGAUGUUACAUCAUGA
This is a messenger RNA of Cucurbita maxima (winter squash), 1250 nucleotides long. Its product is annotated as protein JINGUBANG-like. Gene Ontology annotation, molecular function: protein binding. Bases 3 to 1250 code for a protein of 415 amino acids. The record is from RefSeq and is a predicted model, not a curated record. The transcript is spliced from 2 exons. NCBI's taxonomy places the organism in Eukaryota, Viridiplantae, Streptophyta, Magnoliopsida, Cucurbitales, Cucurbitaceae.